UUUUAUUUAUUUUUACAAGAAAAAUGGCUUCUGCAAAUAUUGACCAAGAAAUAGUUCGUGAAUCGUUAGAAUGCCCAAUCUGUAAGGACUUCUUUUCUGAGCCUAAACAGCUUCUUUGUGGACAUACUUUCUGUCAGGGAUGUAUUGAUGGAUUGGAAAAAGUUAUUUCGUCAUUUGGAAAUGACUCGGAAUUUGGAUUUUUGCAUACAAUUUAUACUCGUUCUGCUGAAGCACGUCGCUGUAUAAAUCAACGCUUGAAUGAGGGUCAAAGAUAUUCCAUUAUGUGUCCAAACUGCCGCAAGAUGUCUCUUAUUCCAGAGAAUGGAUUGAAUACUAAUUAUGUUGUUAAAGAAAUGGUUGAGAAAUUUCGUUUCAUUUCGUUUACCAACAGUGGAUUCAAUGGGAAUGACUCAUCGGCUGAUUCUGGGGAGAAGAAUACAUGUUCUGGAUGUUCUCGUCCAACACCUACAAAUGAAUUGUUUUUUUGCAAAGGGUGUGCUUCUGUUACGAAUAAGAAGGUUUUGAAUUUUCGUAGUAAUUGGAGAGUUGGUUUUGAUGGACUCCAAGUCCAUCCAAAAGUUUAUAGCCUUGGAGCCAUACAACUUUUGGGGUUAGAGCCAAAAAAGGAAAGAAUUUGCAAUAGUAAACCGACCUCAUUCUACACAAUGGCGUGUGUUCUAUUCCAAAAUCAUUUUCUUUCUUAAAUUUUUUCACUUUCCCCAUUUCAGAGAGGCUAUAGCCCUAGAAGCCCUCCUCCCCUGGCUACACCCUUGCCGUUUUCUCUU
This is a messenger RNA of Meloidogyne enterolobii, 785 nucleotides long. NCBI's taxonomy places the organism in Eukaryota, Metazoa, Nematoda, Chromadorea, Rhabditida, Meloidogynidae. The record is from the annotation of a GenBank genome assembly.